This is a messenger RNA of Melanaphis sacchari, 1208 nucleotides long. RefSeq names its product N-alpha-acetyltransferase 60 (gene Naa60). Lineage: Eukaryota; Metazoa; Arthropoda; Insecta; Hemiptera; Aphididae. Gene Ontology annotation, molecular function: histone acetyltransferase activity; protein-N-terminal amino-acid acetyltransferase activity. Gene Ontology annotation, biological process: N-terminal peptidyl-methionine acetylation. The record is from RefSeq and is a predicted model, not a curated record. Gene Ontology annotation, cellular component: Golgi membrane. The transcript is spliced from 6 exons. The coding region runs from base 145 to 915 and encodes 256 amino acids.
UUUUUGGAAAUAUUAUUCAUUUUUUGAAUUUUUUUUUUUAAAUAUGUAAUAAAAUAUGUUAGUUACAAAAUCGUACAUUCAAGUUGAGUGAGGUAGUGUUUUAUUUAAAUUUGUUCUCUCCACGGAAUGGAUCCUGUCUUCUGAAUGGAUACGUUUAAUUGGUAUCUGGAGAAAACUUCAUCAUUGCAACAAAUCAAACCUGUAGGUUUAUAUGACCUUUCAAAUUUACAGUUAAGAUUUUUGUGCCCUCAAGAUAUCAACGAAGUAAACGCUUUGUGUGUAGAUUGUUUCCCUGUGGAAUACCCUAGAUCAUGGUAUGAAGACAUAACAUCAAAUCCGAAGUUUUAUUCUUUAGCUGCUAUUCAUAAAUCUGCUAUUGUUGGCAUCAUAGUAGCUGAAAUCAAACUAUAUAUAAAAUUAACUCCCAAGGAAAGAGAAGUAGUUUCACCAUCUGCGGGAAAAUUUACGCAAGUUGGUUAUAUCUUGAGUUUAGGUGUUAUUAAAGCAUAUAGACGUAAUGGCAUAGCAUCAUUGUUGUUAGAUAAUCUUGUAUCACAUUUGACUUCUGUAGAAUCUCAAAACUGUAAAGCAAUUUUUUUACAUGUACUUUCCAGCAAUUCUUCUGCAAUUUCCUUUUAUGAGAGGAAGAGUUUCAGGUUACAUUCAUUCCAUCCUUAUUAUUAUAUGAUUAAUGGAAUUAACAAAGAUGGGUUUGCAUAUGUGCUGUAUAUAAAUGGAGGACACCAACAAUGGAUGAUCUUUGAUGUAUUGAGGUACAUUUAUACUACAGUUUGUGAAUUGGGUGUUGUCAGAUGGACAAUUAGCAAAGCUCGAAAAGCCGCCAGACGUUUUUGGCCAAGAAUUAGGCGAAUUGCUUCACAGAAUACUAGUACUAUUAUGAUUGAUUGUAGCUGAGAUAUAUUAAUUUAAUACGAACAUUUCAAAUUUCAUCUGCCGUUCAAUUGAUAUAUAAAGUAUACAUUUAAUUUUUAAGGUAACUCUAUCAUAACAACACCGUUUGUCUUCUUAUUUAUUAAAUACUGUUGUAGUUAUAAGAAUUGUUUACACUAAGUUGUGUGUAUUCAACAAAGUAAAUAUCUUAUACAAAUAAAAUAUUUUUUUUAAGUUCAUUAAUCAACUAUCGGACAAAGAACGGAACACAAUGUUUUAGAGCUAAUACAUUUAUUUAUUUACAUUUACUGAAUAAU